Nyctereutes procyonoides (raccoon dog) is the source of this 3517-nucleotide messenger RNA. Its product is annotated as rho GTPase-activating protein 17. The record is from RefSeq and is a predicted model, not a curated record. Lineage: Eukaryota; Metazoa; Chordata; Mammalia; Carnivora; Canidae. Gene Ontology annotation, molecular function: GTPase activator activity; protein binding. The transcript is spliced from 20 exons. Bases 130 to 2772 code for a protein of 880 amino acids. Gene Ontology annotation, cellular component: cytosol; intracellular anatomical structure; cytoplasm. Gene Ontology annotation, biological process: regulation of actin cytoskeleton organization; signal transduction; regulation of Rac protein signal transduction.
CGCUGGAAGUGACGCGGGGAGGGCGGGGCGCCGGCCCGGGAGCCGCCGCCGCCGCCGGGAAGCGAUGUAGGCUCGCCAGGCCGUCCCCAGCUCCGGCCGAGCCCGGCCGCCGCCGCCGCCGCCGCCGCCAUGAAGAAGCAGUUCAACCGCAUGAAGCAGCUGGCCAACCAGACCGUGGGCAGAGCCGAGAAAACAGAAGUCCUCAGUGAAGAUCUGUUACAGAUCGAGCGGCGCCUGGACACGGUUCGGUCAGUGUGCCACCUUUCCCACAAGCGUCUGACGGCAUGCUUCCAGGGCCAGCAUGGCAGCGAUGCCGAGAGGAGAUACAAAAAACUCCCUCUGACCGCUCUCGCUCAGAUCAUGCAAGAAGCAUCGACUCAACUGGAAGACUCUCUGCUGGGGAAGAUGCUGGAGACAUGUGGGGAUGCUGAGAAUCAGCUGGCUCUCGAACUUACUCAGCAUGAAUCCUUUGUUGAGAAAGAGAUUGUGGAUCCUCUGUGCAACAUAGCAGAGCUGGAGAUUCCCAACAUCCAAAAACAGAGGAAACAGCUUGCUAAAUUGGUGUUAGACUGGGAUUCAGUCAGAGCCAGGUGGAACCAGGCUCACAAAUCUUCAGGAACCAACUUCCAGGGGCUUCCAUCAAAAAUCGAUACCCUAAAGGAAGAGAUGGAUGAAGCUGGAAAUAAAGUAGAGCUGUGCAAGGAUCAACUAGCAGCAGAUAUGUACAGCUUUAUGUCCAAAGAAGGGGAGUAUGGCAAAUUCUUUGUUACGUUAUUAGAAGCCCAAGCAGAUUACCAUAGAAAAGCAUUAGCAGUCUUAGAAAAGGCCCUUCCCGAAAUGCGAGCCCAUCAAGAUAAGUGGGCGGAAAAGCCAGCCUUUGGGACACCUUUGGAAGAACACCUAAAGCGGAGCGGCCGUGAGAUCGCAUUGCCCAUUGAAGCCUGCGUCAUGCUGCUCCUGGAGACAGGCAUGAAGGAGGAGGGCCUUUUCCGAAUUGGGGCUGGGGCCUCAAAGUUAAAGAAACUGAAAGCUGCUUUAGACUGUUCUACUUCUCACCUGGAUGAGUUCUACUCCGACCCCCAUGCUGUGGCAGGUGCUUUAAAGUCCUAUUUACGGGAACUGCCUGAACCUUUGAUGACUUUUAAUCUGUAUGAAGAAUGGACACAAGUUGCAAGUGUGCAGGAUCAAGACAAAAAACUUCAGGAUUUAUGGAGAACAUGUCAAAAGUUGCCACCACAAAAUUUUGUGAACUUUAGGUAUUUAAUCAAGUUCCUGGCAAAGCUUGCUCAGACCAGUGACAUCAAUAAAAUGACUCCCAGCAACAUUGCAAUUGUGUUAGGCCCUAACUUAUUAUGGGCCAAAACUGAAGGAUCGCUGGCUGAAAUGGCAGCGGCUACCUCUGUCCACGUGGUUGCGGUCAUUGAGCCCAUCAUUCAGCACGCCGACUGGUUCUUCCCUGAAGAAGUGGAAUUCAACGUAUCAGAAGCAUUCGUGCCUCUCGUCACCCCAAAUUCCAAUCACUCAUCUCACACUGGAAAUGACUCUGACUCAGGGACCCUUGAAAGGAAGCGGCCUGCCAGCAUGGCAGUCAUGGAAGGGGACUUGGUGAAGAAGGAAAGCUUUGGUGUGAAGCUUAUGGACUUCCAGGCCCACCGGCGGGGUGGCACUCUAAAUAGAAAGCACAUAUCCCCAGCUUUCCAGCCACCACUCCCGCCCACAGAUGGCAGCACCUUGGCUCCUGCGGGCCCAGAGCCCCCUCCCCAGAGCUCUAGGGCUGAAAGCAGCACAGGGGGUGGGACUGUCCCCUCCUCUGCGGGCAUACUGGAGCAAGGGCCAAGCCCGGGCGACAGUCCGCCAAAACCCAAGGACCCCGCACCUGCACCUGCACCUGCCCCAGGGAGAAAUAGCAGUCAGAUGGCCGCGGGCCAGAACCAGGCCCAGACCGCGGCCGGCUCCCAUCAGCUGUCCAUCGGCCCAGGGCACAACUCCGCUGGCCCUAGCCCGCAUACUGUGCGCCGAGCUGUUAAAAAACCUGCUCCUGCACCCCCGAAGCCAGGAAACCCACCUCCUGGCCAUCCCGGGGGCCAGAGUUCUCCAGGAGCAUCUCAGCACCCACCCAGUCUGUCACCAAAGCCAGCCACCCGAAGCCCUUCCCCUCCCGCCCAGCACACAGGCCAGGCUCCAGCCCAGCCGUGCGCCACCUCACAGCCCUCUGCACCCCGGAGGUACUCCAGCAGCCUGUCCCCGAUUCAAGCUCCCAGCCACCCACCGCCACAGCCCCCGACGCAGGCCGCGCUGCCCGGGCACAUCAAACCGAGUGGCCAGGGCCCACCCACCCCCGGGGCCCUGCCCGGUGAGCCUGGACUGGAGCAGCCACCUCACACCCCGCCCCAGACUCCAACGCCUCCCAGUACCCCACCUCUAGGGAAACAGAACCCCAGCCUACCAGCUUCUCAGACCCAGCCGGUGAGUAACCUUGAGACUGCACAGCCACAUGCCGGGACCUUACCAAGACCGAGACCAGUCCCAAAGCCGAGGAACCGGCCCAGCGUGCCUCCACCCCCCCAUCCUCCUGGUGCCCACUCAGCUGGGGACAGCGCCCUCGCCAACGCAGCUCCCACCGCUUCCAAAAUAGUGACAGACGCCAGUUCUAGACUUUCAGAGCCACUUCGCAGCACCUUUCCUGACAUGCAUUCAGACUCAGCAAGCAAAGACCUGCCCGGACGCAUUCUGUUGGACAUAGACAAUGAUACAGAAAGCACCGCCCUGUGAAGAAAGCCACCUCACCCCCGCCCCGACCCCCUCCACCCUGGUGAGCGGAACCGGGGCAGGUGCACACUUCUCUCUGCAGACCAAACAGUGAAAAGCUUUCAGUGAAGGGAAAAGAAGGCCCGGCAUGCAGGCCUUCGCCUCCCCACAGCCCGAGGAGAAGGUGGAGGCUGACACUUUAAGCUGAAUGACCUGUGUCUUGAAGAAGUUGGCUUUCUUUACGUGGGAAAGAAAUCAUGCCAAAAAAAAAAAAAAAAAAAAAUUAGAAAAAGAAAAAAGUACCUAGAAUGGAAAGAGUAUUAUUGCUGAGACAUGUGUAGGAAGCUUUGCCACUGCCAUCAAGGUGGGUGACACAAAAGGCAAUCUGGAAUGAAGAAGCAGCAGCACGUGAACUGUCUAUUUAAUAAAAUACAUUCAUUAUGCAAAUCUCCUACUUCCUGCUACUUGGACUCUCAUUCUUAUAGAUUAGGAGGGAGGUUCCUCUCUUUCACAAUUGCUGCAGAAUUGUUUUGUAUGAAGUAUGGUCGUGCCUCCCCGACCCCCUCAAAACCAUGAGCAUCGAUGGUGACUGCUGGAUCCGUCACCUCAGCAAACUGGAUGUGACUUGUGCCUUGUUGGAUUGCCAGAAUGUAGAAAGAAAUGUACUGUUCUUUUUUUUUUUUUUUAAACAAUGUAAUUGCUACUUGAUAAGGACCGAACAUUAUUUUAGUUUCAUGUUUAAUUUGAAUUAAAUAUAUUCUGUGGUUUA